Messenger RNA from Exaiptasia diaphana, 1413 nucleotides. Its product is annotated as nucleoside diphosphate-linked moiety X motif 17. Gene Ontology annotation, biological process: NADP+ catabolic process; NAD+ catabolic process. Gene Ontology annotation, molecular function: NADH pyrophosphatase activity. The coding region runs from base 25 to 1050 and encodes 341 amino acids. Gene Ontology annotation, cellular component: cytosol. Lineage: Eukaryota; Metazoa; Cnidaria; Anthozoa; Actiniaria; Aiptasiidae. The record is from RefSeq and is a predicted model, not a curated record. The transcript is spliced from 6 exons.
AUAGAAUAUCGAUUGAACUAAUCCAUGUUAAGAGCCUUUUUAGUGCACCUUGUGCGGAAUAUUUCACGAUCUGGACGAGGAAAAAUGUCAAAUUCUCCAAAAGUAUAUCUUUGCAACGAUGAAAACGGCGAAGGAUCUCAACCAGCAUCCUUUGAACAGUGCUGUUUGACACACUUGAGAUGUAAAGGCAAYMGGAUGGACGUUGGCUACAAAUAUCAGAAUGGGAAGCUGGAAGUUUACCCCAGUGCACAAGGUGUCAGACUAGAGCAUCCUACUGGAUGUCCRUGUCGUUUCCUUACUGCUACAGACAUUGCUAGUCUAUCAUCAGCUCGAACGCAGGGUGUAGGUGUUGGAGUCUCUGUAAUUCUUCAGUCAUCUGACAACCGUGUGCUUCUUACAAGAAGAGCAAAACAUAUGAGAACUUUCCCGUCUGUUUGGGUCCCCCCUGGUGGUCAUAUUGAACAGGGAGAAACACUUUUAAAAGGAUGUCUUAGAGAGCUGAAAGAAGAAACUGGACUCAAUUUUACAGAAGAUGAUAUCAAUUUUACAACUCUUGGACUUUGGGAGUCAGUAUACCCACCUCUUAUUUCUAUGGGACUACCAAAGAGGCACCAUAUUGUUGUGUAUCUCUUAGCCCUGGCCAAUGAGGACUCUAGGACCCUUCAGCAGAGGUUAAAAUUUCAUCCAGAUGAAGUAGAUGCAAUCACAUGGCUYGAYGAGUACAUGGCAACUGAUGUUGCUUCUAGUGAYGAUUACGGCCAGUCGAGAAAAGUACCGCAAAGAUACUUUGAAGCACAAGURCAAAGAGAUAAUGGGCUAGAAAUAGUAAAACUGCCUUUGUCUAUAUUAAUGGCUGUUCUACCUCCAGCGCCUGGAGUUGAUUGUGAAAGACUUUCAUCUGGGACUAAAUUUGCAUUACGGCAAUGGCUCAAGGCUUUGUACACUCCUCCUGAAGGGGGAAUGGAAAGAGGGGACUCUUUAGAGACUGUGUUUCUUACUAUAACGAAAAAGGGACAUCAACCUGAGAAAAGCCCAUUCUGGAGUGAAUGAAUUUAACAUACUAUGAAGCAACAAUACUUAUUAUUUCUGGAUUGCUAAAAAUGUAAACAAUGUAAAUUGACAAGCUGGUGUAUUUAGCGUGCUUUUCUUGCAAAUUUGAACAAUCUUCUUGGCAGAUUUGCGGAUUUCAGCAACCCCUAUGCCCCUACUCCCUGGAUAAUAUUACAGUACAUGUACAUCAUGCUGUGAUCCCAAGUGUGGAUUUGGUGUUUCUUGAGUGACAUUAUUUAAGAUUAUAAAAUCAUUUUAAUGAAUUAUUAAAUAAUUAUUAAAAUAAUUCAUUAGGUAAACACAAUGGAAAACAUUGCUGUGUUACUAGUACUACUUCUAUUUGCUAUUAAAAUUUUUACCUUA